ACCUAGAGUCACAAGCGCAAAAAGUUCAAAUACACGUAUUUACAUAAACGAAAAAUUAGGAGAGAAAAUCGUAUUUGAAACGAAAGUAAACGAACAUGGACAUCAGACCGACGACUCUUUGGCCACGGAUGAAUCUCGUUGUAAUUGUCAAUGCCCAUAUUCAGCGCUACAUGAGAGUCUACAAUCCGACAAUCUGGGACACCGUGAGUAGGAGGGAGGACAGUGAGGAACUGGAUUUACCCAAUGUGUAUAUCUGCUUUUGACGCGAGUUAGUUUCUUGUUUUGGAUGACCGCUUAUUCACCCGCCUUUAAAAUGGAAGUGUAAAAGCCUACACGCGCUUAAUUGGAGUUUAUUCCAUAGGAGCCCGUUGAUAUUUUAGAGGUGAGGUCGCAGUGUGUGAUUAUAUCGAGGCAGUGUUUCCGAAUACAGAUUAUUACACUUAUCCCGAAUAGAUUUUCCCUGGUAGCCAUGGGCUUGUUGGUGCUCUCUAAUACCACAUACUUGGUUUCUGAGUGAUUAAACUGCCGUGUCAUGAUUGAAGACGCGCGCAGUGAAGAACCAAACAAAGUGCCACAAUUCGGAAAGCUAGCUCGCACCUGGUUCAGAAACAUCAAUCCUCUUGUCUGUCUGUGCAAAUCCUGAGCCGCGUGGAUAUUACAUAUCGAAGUCAGAGAAAGAGAAGGGGGAGGGAGUUAGUGUCGGGUGAUUUCCUCCCCUAGCCAAAUUUCUGUCCGGGAGUCGUUGACACUCCUUCAUAACCCUGCUAUUUCGCGCAGAUGGCCAAUGCGCCGUGGGCACAGAAGUCUCCAAACCCCAGAAUUCUACUUACCGCACCGAACCCCAGUAGACAGACCACCGAGAUAGAGGAUGAGACCAUAAAAUAGCCUAAUGUUAAUUGUAGUUAUUUCAAUUAAUUCAUGAAUAUAGCCGUAUGGUUUUCUUUCCUACACCUUUGUGCAAACUCAUCUACACUCUAUGUGCACGUCCCCGGUACCAGCUGCACAUCCCCAGCCGGCGUUGGUGAUGCCAUGCCCCGCAACCACAGUGGCGAUGAGGCCGGUACUGGGCUCUGGAUGAAUACCUCCCCAGGGCGUCGGGCUCAGGACUACGGGUUGAAAGAUGUGGAGUCUGGACGGAGGAUGAUGAACAACGCGGUUCGAGUCGGAGACAGGAUGCUUUCGCUGGGCCCUGCAGGUGCAGACGGCGCGGAGAGGCAAAAGGGCGCCCGGAUGAGUUUGCUCGGGAAGCCGCUCAUCUACAGUGCGCAGAGCGGGCGCAGGAAUGUGCGCUACCGGCGUCUGCAGAAUUACCUCUACAAUGUGCUGGAGAGACCCAGGGCAUGGGCGUUCAUCUACCACGCCUUCGUGUUCAUCUUGGUGUUUGGCUGUCUGGUCCUGUCAGUGUUCUCCACAAUCCCUGCCCAUCAAGACCUGUCCAACCACUGUCUGCUCAUCCUGGAGUUUGUGAUGAUCGUGGUGUUUGGGCUGGAGUACAUCAUCAGGAUAUGGAGCGCAGGCUGCUGCUGUCGCUACAGGGGAUGGCAGGGACGCCUCCGCUUUGCCAGGAAACCCUUCUGUGUCAUAGACAUAAUUGUCCUCAUAGCUUCCAUUGCUGUGGUGUCCGCUGGUAGCCAAGGUAACAUCUUUGCCACCUCAGCAUUGCGUAGCCUUCGCUUCCUGCAGAUCCUGCGGAUGGUGCGUAUGGACCGCAGAGGGGGCACUUGGAAACUACUGGGAUCUGUAGUCUAUGCACACAGUAAGGAGUUGGUGACAGCCUGGUACAUUGGGUUCCUGGUGCUCAUCUUCUCUUCGUUCCUGGUCUACCUCGUGGAGAAGGAGUUCAACAAAGACUUUGCCACCUAUGCCGAUGCUCUGUGGUGGGGCACGAUCACCCUGACAACUAUCGGUUAUGGAGACAAGACUCCUCAGACAUGGACAGGUCGUCUGAUCUCAGCUGGCUUUGCUCUGAUGGGAAUCUCCUUCUUCGCCCUGCCUGCCGGUAUCCUGGGCUCAGGUUUUGCCCUGAAGGUACAGGAACAGCACAGACAAAAACACUUUGAGAAGAGGAGGAACCCAGCAGCCAGCCUCAUCCAGUGUGUCUGGCGUAGUUAUGCUGCUGAUGAGAACUCGGUUUCCAUAGCUACCUGGAAGCCUCAUUUGAAGGCGUUGCAUACCUGCAGUCCUGCAAAGAAAGAACAGGGCGAGACAACUAGCAGUACAAAGUUGAGCUUUAAGGAGCGGGUACGGAUGGCAAGCCCUCGCGGCCAGAGCAUGAAGAGCCGCCAGACAUCCAUCAACAAUGACCGACGCUGUUCCCCAGGCAACGAUGUGGCGGGCGCUAACACGGGAACCAGUCCUGCUAAGGUGCAGAAGAGCUGGAGCUUCAACGACCGCACACGCUUUAGACCCUCCCUGCGCCUUAAGAGUCAAUCACGCACCACGCCCUCCGAGGUGGACACAGGAAUGGGGAAUGAUGACGCAUUCGGCGACAGAGUUUGCCACUGUGAUGUCACCGUGGAAGACCUAUCAGCUCCAUUGAAGGCUGUCAUCAGAGCCGUCAGGAUCAUGAAGUUUCAUGUGGCAAAGAAGAAGUUUAAGGAGACUCUGCGCCCGUAUGAUGUGAAAGAUGUGAUAGAACAGUACUCUGCAGGACACCUGGAUAUGCUCUGCAGAAUCAAGAGUCUACAGACUAGGCUGGACACCAUAGUGGGUCCUCCUCAGCAGCAGCUGCUGAGUCCCAGAGUCAAGACCUUUUCCUCCCCCUCCCUGCACUUAUAUUACAACCAGGCCAGGAGGAAGUCCAUGCCAGGGACGAAGUCUGUCCCAGGACUGGCCACUGGACUGGGUCCCACACUGGGCAGCAAACCUGGGAACAUGUCCUCCCCCUCCCUGCAAUUAUAUUACAGCCAGGCCAGGAGGAAGUCCACCCCAGGGAUGAAGUCCCCAGGGGUGGAUCAGAUACUGGGUAAGGGCCAAAUCCCCAUCGACAAGAAGAUCAGGGACAAGCUGCACCCUGACAGGGAUACUCUGGAGGACAUGAGCAUGCUGGGACGUGUGUGUAAGGUGGAAAGACAGGUGACGUCCAUAGAGUCAAAGCUGGACUCUCUGCUGGAUGUGUACAGGCAGGUGUUACAAAAUGGUUCGUCUGCCCUCACCCUCUCCUCCCUGCCCCUGUUCGAGCUGGAGCACCAGACCUCCGACUACCGAAGCUCCAUCCUCAGCAAGGACCUGUCCUCUGGCUCCCCCCAGGGAGGGGAGGGCAGAGGGGGGCAUGAAAGUGGUGGGGGGAUGUCCCGGUCAACAACAGGCCAUCUCUCCAGGGGCCUCCAGCUCAUCCUGGCCCCCAGCGAGCUCACCCUCAACACCUGCCCCCCGUCCUACCCUGCCUCCACUGCAUCCCUCACGCCCUCACCUCUCCUGCCGCCUGACAGCCCCUACCCGCUCCUCACCACACCCAGUAGUUUCCCCAGGCGAGCGCACUUCCCUGACCUCCCGCCCCCUCCACCAUCCGCUGGUGCUGCCACCCUUCAGCUGCCCCCCAUGGGCCCCCAGCAAAGACGUCCCCUCAGCCCCACCCAAGAUGCUACACGAGGGGGUAGGCUGGAGCAGAGCUCAGGCCUCUCUAUGGUGGUGGGCUCCGUGGUGGACCAUGGAGAGGAGGGGGACAGAGAGGGUGGACAUAGCUGGGGCAGGGUGCAGCUGAGGGGGAAGCCCCAUUUGAGGGAAGAGGGCCCCUGGAGGAGGCACAUGAGCCUGGAGGUGGACCCCAUGCUGCUGCUUUCCUCUGGAUGUGAUGACAAGCCCUCGGAGCAGGAACAGGGGCUGGGGAAGUCCCUGUCGGCACAUAACCUCACCCAGCCAUCUGCAGACAACCUUCCUAACCUGUCCUCCCCCCUCGGCAACAGUAGAAGUUCUAGUGACGACUGCCAUGGCGACCCCGACGCUAGCAACUGGGGCGAGACAGACCUUUUCAUCACCGGCCGUGACCUGGAACCGCAGGAGGACCAGUUUGAUUUCCUGUCCCAGGGGAGUGACUUCCUGUCCCAUCCCACAGCGGACGGUACUGGCUGCUUGGACGUUCUGCGGACUGAAGAUGGGGGGUCCUUAAGCAGUCUGACUGGUCCCCGCACCCACACAACGGGCAGUGCAGAGUCCCUCAACCAGCCUACCCACGUACGACUAAAAUAACUCUUCCAUAGGAGUGAAUAAGAUAAACCCUCCCCCCAACACAUACAUUACCAAUAUUACCACUGGACAAACAACAAAUAUAAUUGCAACUGUUGAUUAUAACUCUGUUUUUAAGAGAUGGAGGGGGGGGGGGUUCUCACUCCUUUCAAUUAAAGAUUUCAGGCACCCUUUAUACUCUCAUACAUAUCAUUGCAUGGACUAUUUCGAAUUUCCUAAAACAGGAACAAGCAGAGAAACUAACAGGGGGAGGGGAGAUGGGGGAGGAAGAUUGGACAAAAGUUAGGAUGGUCAGAUAGUGUUAAUGUUUGCUCUCUCGGCUAUGCAUGACCACUGCAUGUCUAAACCGCACUUUGGGGUCGAGAGUAUUCAAGCCCUGGAAACACAGUCAUGAUGGCUGAGCCCAAACUCAUAAGUCCACAUUUCACCUGUUUAUCUGCAUGUUCCUGUAAUGUAUCCUCCAAACCCUUGGGAGGCAAUUAUGAGCAGUCAGCAAUUAUUACCCAAAUAUAGAACAUGUCGUAAAUAGAUAAUACAAUAACUAAUUUGAUAAUAACAUAAGAUAAUCCUACUGAUGUAAAGUUGUCAAAACAUUUUUUUUUAAAUACAUUUUACAAUCUUGUGUGGCCAUUUGAUUUUGAUGACAAAUCCAAUAUGCUGAUUGGGUGCUCUAAUCUGACAAGGCCAGUAGGAUUCAGUAUUUUCACUUUUAAAGGCAUUUGAGUGAAAGACAAACAGCAGCCAAAUAAGAUCAGUUAUUACUAUGGUACUGUAGAUGGUGAAACAAGGCUGUGGAACACUGCAGUUGUCGGUCACAAUAAACACCACAGAAUUCAGGGUUCCUUGUCGUACAGCUCAUGAGCCCACAGUAUUCCCUUCUGUUACCAGCUGGUUGACAGGGGACACUUCAAACUUUUAAAAUAAAUACAGUAUAUCUUCUCAAAGUGGAUGAACAUUAGUCUAUGACAGGUUGGGCACAUCUCUACAAAUGGUUAGCCAGCCUACACUUUGUCAGUAGAUAUAAUGAUCAGAACUUGUUACAGACUUGCCACGGUACAGAUGAGCGGUGUGAGAGUAAGUCAGAGGAGUUGGAUCAUAAAUACAGGGAGAGAGGACCUGAUCCACUAUAUUUUAGUCCCUUUAAAGUGGUGGUAUGUGAGCCUACAAGCCUGGCACUUCCAAUAGAGCACACAGGAUCUUUGGUCUAGAGAAGGCCACUGGUCUUGUGUGUCUACUGUCCAACCAAUGUCAUCCCUAAUGAUGCUGUCCAUAGAGAUACACAGACAGGAAUGUCAUGAACAAGCCAUGUUGUAAGUGGAUGGAAAAUAUGGCAACAAGUCUGCUGUCAACGAGCUCAACUUCUGAAUGUGAUUUGUCUGUUGUUUGCAUGUCCCACUGCCUUACGAGGCAGCAGCACUGCUGACUGCCACUCAGCCUGAACACAGACGACUGCUCUUGAAUGAGAAUAUGCACAAACUGUGUUAGACAUCUUUAUUUUCUCUAUGUUGCACCUUUUUGUUGCUGAAGGAGAGAGGCACAGCAGUCUUAUAUGUAUUCUGUGGAGUUAACGAUGACAGCUUCCAUUCAACAUGUUUCUUUAUGUUUUUAUUUUGUUUUUUGAUUGGUGCAUAGGUGCAUUGGCUUAGCUGAUGAGCAAUUAUACUGUAUAAUGUGUAUAUUUUAUGUUCAUAUGUGUGACGUGACCAGCAAAAUCUAUAUAGCUGUGUGUUACAAUGGGAUUUUGUAUGAAAAUGGCCCGAGUUGGUACGAUAAAUGCACAACUGAAAGCACAAUUGUUUGGAGACGUUGGAACCUGCAUAUGUGACUGGUGGUGUUAUUCUCUGUCAUGAAAUGUUUUCCAGAUACAUAAUCAAAAAACUGCGCUACAGACAGGAAGUACUUGUACAGAGGACAGAUGCAUUGGAGGCAGGACUGAAUAUUGAAUCCACUUGGAUAACUAUGGAGUUAUGAACUCUUUCAUAAUAUCAUGCUUGGUCUAAAGUCUGAAGUUAUUAUAAUGUUUACUUCACUGACAUUAAUGGUUAAUUUCCCUCAGUUGAUUCUGGAAAUGGUCGUUCCAUAUGAUUUCAAUCACUUUCUGACUGCACCCCUUUUGAUUUGAACGAAACCUUCCAUACAUGUUUGCCCAUGUGAGAAAUGGUCAGAAAGGGACUUUUUGGUCCUGAAUGCCAAAACAUUCCGGAUCUAGAGAUGCUCAAAGUUGACACAUUUUGCAUACCCUCUCCUACCAUGAGGCAUCCAUGUCUUCAUUACUGAAUACGAUAAACGGUUGAGUUUGACAUCAUUUGAAAGCUUACAAACAGGGCUAUCCAACUGUUAUAUGAUUUAUUGAAAGAAAGCUUUUAAAAUAAAAAUGAUGUCCUUUUUUUUAAGCUUUAACAUAAAUGAUCGAAAAACACGUCAACUCAGAUUUUUUUUUCAUGUUCAUAUACAGUACCAGUCAAAAGUUGGGACACACAAGGGUUUUUCUUUAUUUUUUACUAUUUUCUACAUUGUAGAACAAUAGGGAAGACAUCAAAAAUAUGAAAUAACACAUGGGAUCAUGUAGUAACCAAAAAAGUUUAACAAAUCAAAAUAUAUUUUACAUUUGACAUUCUUCAAAGUAGCCUCCCUUUGCCUUGAUGACAGCUUUGCACACUAUUGGCAUUCUCUCAACCAGCUUCACCUGGAAUGCUUUUUCAACAGUCUUGAAGGAGUUCCCACAUAUGCUGAGCACUUGUUGGCUGCUUUUCUUUCACUCUGUGGUCCAACUCAUCCCAAACCAUCUCAACUGGGUUGAGGUUGGGUGAUCUGAUGCAGCACUCCAUCACUCUCCUUCUUGGUGAAAUAUCCCUUACACAGCCUGGAGGUGUGUAUUGAGUCAUUGUCCUGUUGAAAAAUAAACGAUAGUCCCACUAAGCGCAAACCAGAUGGGGUGGAAAAUUGCUGCAGAGUGUUGUGGUAGCCAUGCUCAUUAAGUGUGCCUUGAAUUCUAAAUAAAUCACAGACAGUGUCAUCAGCAAAGAAUCACCACACCAUCAAACCUCCUCCUCCAUGCUUCACAGUGGGAACUAUCUGUUCAUCUACUCUGCGUCUCACAAUGACAUGGUGGUUAGAACCAAAAAAUCUCUCAUUUGGACUCAUCACACCAAAAGGACAGAUUUCCACCGGUCUAAUGUCCAUUUAUUUUGUUUCUUGACCCAAGCAAGUCUCUUCUUAUUAUUGGUGUCCUUUAGUAGUGGUUUCUUUGAAGCAAUUCAACCAUGAAGGCCUGAUUCACGCAGUCUCCUCUGAACAGUUGAUGUUGAGAUGUGUCUGUUACUUGAACUCUGUGAAGCAUUUAUUUGGGCGGCCAUUUCUGAGGCUGGUAACUCUAAUGAACUUAUCCUCUGCAGCAAACGUCACUCUGGGGCUUCCGUUCCUGUGCCGGUCCUCUGAGAGCCAGUUUCAUCAUAGCGCUUGAUGGUUUUUGCAACUGCACUUGAAGAAACUUUAAAAUUCUUGAAAUGUUCCGGAUUGACUGACAUUCAUGUCUUAAAGUAACGAUGGACUGUCAUUUCUCUUUGUUUAUUUGAGCUGUUCUUGCCAUAAUAUGGACUUGGUCUUUUACCAAAUAGGGCUAUCUUCUGUAUAAGAAGAUGUUUGUAAGAAAUUCCACAAAUUAACUUUUAAGAAGGCACACCUGUUAAUUGCAAUGCAUUCUAGGUGACUACCUCAUGAUGCUGGUUGAGAGAAUGCCAAGAGUGUGCAAAGCUGUCAUCAAGGCAAAUGGUGGCUGGAUUUGUUUAACAUGGUUUUGGUUACUACAUGAUUCCAUAUGUGCUAUUUCAUAGUUUUGAUGUCUUCACUAUUAUUCUACAAUGUAGAAAAUAGUACAAAUAAAGAAUAACCCUUGAAUGAGUAGGUGUGUCCAAACUUUUGACUGGUACCCUAUGUUGUAGCUUGCUAGCACUUUGAAAUGGUGCAACAAAGAUGGUUGGAAGUCCACACAUCAGAGCAUAUUGACUUGAGUGGGAAUAUCCAUUGUUAUAAAUUAAGCUGUCAAUCCUCCAUAGGAAAUGUAUUGCAAUCAUAGAAAUACAGAUAAUAGAAUAUACUUUCCCAUUCAAGUUGACAUUCAACAAUGGGUGGACAAUCAGCCAUCUUUCUGGUAGUAAAUAGAAGUUAAAGUUUCAAUUCAAAUGUCAAUGGUGUACCACCUACUGUACAUUUCAUGGGUCUGAAAGGAUAGGUCCAUUCUAUUAAUUAUAUAUCUAUGAUUAAAUAAACACCCACCCUGUAUUCAAGAGUAUGUUAUGUCUCAAUCGAUGACUGGCACAACACAAACACUUCAGAUGAUGUAAAAUAGGGUCUAAACUUGAGAAAAAUCAGAGUUUAUGUGUUUUUAGAUCAUAGACAUUAAAGCUUAAAGAACAUCAUUGUUUAAUUAAAACAAAUGUUCAAUAAAUCAUAGAAUAGUUUGACAACCCUGUUUGUAAGCUUUCAAAUUUGAUUAAACUCAGCCGUUUUAUCUUUUUGAGAGAUCAAGACAUGGCAGGAUGGGGUAUGCAAAAUUGAUCAACUUUGAGUACCUCCUGAAUGUUUUGGCAUUCGGGUCCAAAAAGUCCCUUUCUGACCACUUCCACCAUGGGCAAACAUGAAAGUUCAAAUCAAAAAGUGUGCAGUUCAAAUCUAAAGGGGUGCAGUCAGAAAAUGACUUAAAUCAUAGGGGCGGCAGGGUAGCCUAGUGGUUAGAGUGUUAGACUAGUAACCGGAAGGGUUGCAAGUUCAAACUCCUGAGCUGACAAGGUACAGAUCUGUCGUUCUGCCCCUGAACAGGCAGUUAACCCACUGUUCCUAGGCCGUCAUUGUAAAUAAGAAUGUGUUCUUAACUGACUUGCCUAGUUAAAUAAGGGUAAAAAAAUAAUAAAAUAUGGAACGACCCAAAAGCUUAACGGUGCCUUUUUAGCAUUUAUAUAUGAUGAUAUUAUAAUUUUUUCUCCACUGGGCUGCAUAUGUUUCUACAGUGCCUAACUAGAAGAACUCAUGCAGAUGUAAGCCCAGUUUCUGAAACUAGGAUAACACACACGUUCAAAGUCUGCAAAUCUACUACAGUACAUUUUCCCUACCACUCGUACAGUGAAUUUAUUACACAAAACUGGCCUUAAAAUACAUGCUUGAUAAUGUUAACAUUCUGAUUUCUUUCAAAUAAAUGUAUUAAAAUGCA
Oncorhynchus nerka (sockeye salmon) is the source of this 9391-nucleotide messenger RNA. RefSeq names its product potassium voltage-gated channel subfamily KQT member 5-like. Gene Ontology annotation, molecular function: voltage-gated potassium channel activity. Lineage: Eukaryota; Metazoa; Chordata; Actinopteri; Salmoniformes; Salmonidae. Gene Ontology annotation, cellular component: membrane; voltage-gated potassium channel complex. The record is from RefSeq and is a predicted model, not a curated record. Gene Ontology annotation, biological process: potassium ion transmembrane transport. The coding region runs from base 919 to 4188 and encodes 1089 amino acids. The transcript is spliced from 16 exons.